Messenger RNA from Acanthamoeba castellanii str. Neff, 1182 nucleotides. RefSeq names its product Na+ dependent nucleoside transporterlike, putative. The record is from RefSeq and is a predicted model, not a curated record. The transcript has 13 exons. Bases 1 to 1182 code for a protein of 393 amino acids. Gene Ontology annotation, biological process: nucleoside transmembrane transport. Gene Ontology annotation, molecular function: nucleoside:sodium symporter activity. Lineage: Eukaryota; Discosea; Longamoebia; Acanthamoebidae. Gene Ontology annotation, cellular component: membrane.
AUGAUUGGACUGAUGGCCGGUAAUCUGCAGCGAGGGGCGUCCUUGGCUGGCGUGGUGGCCUUCGUCGGUGUGGCCACACUUGCCUCCAACAACAGGCCUGCCAUUCCCUGGCCCACAGUCGCCUGGGGACUAGGGCUGCAGCUGGGGCUGGGCGCGGUGAUCCUCUACACGGAGGUCGGCUACCUGGCGUUCCAAUGGCUGGGUGACGGGGCCGCCCACUUCCUCGCCUACUCGGACGUCGGUGCCGAGUUUGUGUUUGGGGCACACUUCACCGACCACUACAUCGCCUUCAAAGUGUUGCCGACCAUCAUCUUCUUCUCCUCAUUCAUCUCCGUGAAGUGGGGUGUGGUGGAGCGAUCAUUUAAUCCUCGUGGGUCAGUGAUGUACCACUUGGGUGUGGUGCAGGUGCUGGUCAAGGGCGUGGCAUGGGUGAUGGUGAAGACCCUCGACACUUCCGUGCAUUCGGUCAUGGCGUCGGGCUUUGCGACAGUCGCCGGUGGCGUCAUGGUGGCCUACAUGUCCUUCGGCAUCAGCCCCGUGCACCUCAUCAGUGCUUCGGUCAUGUCCGCACCGGCCGCGUUGGCCAUGUCCAAGAUCCUCUACCCCGAGACCGAAACGCCUGUCACCCAGGGCACAGUCAAGGUCACCUUCGCCGACUCACACGAAGUCAAUGUGAUCGGUGCAGCCGCGGCCGGCGCCCUGAGCGGCGGGAGGCUGGCGUGCAAUGUGCUGUGCAUUCUCGUCGCCUUUCUCGCCCUCAUCGCUCUCGUCAAUGGGCUAUUGGGGGCCAUCGGGCUCCUCCUUCACGUGCCCCAUCUCAGCGUGGAGUGGGUCUUGGGCUGGCUGAUGGCACCUGUCGCCUGGCUCCUGGGAGUCCCGUGGGGGGACUGCGUAGCGGUGGGCACCCUGCUGGGCAAGAAAACGGUGCUCAACGAGUUUGUGGCCUACCUGGACCUGCGGGAGAUGGUGGAUCAGCAGGCCAUCAGCCAGCGGGCGGAGAUCAUCGCCACCUACGCCCUCUGCGGCUUCUCCAACUUUUCGUCGAUGGGCGUACAGAUCGGCGGCAUCGGGGGCAUCUGUCCGGAACGGCAGCCAGAUCUGGCCCGGCUUGGCCUUCGCGCGCUGCUGGCGGGCUCUCUCGCCUGCUUCCUCACGGCGUGCGUCGCUGGUUUGCUCGUGUGA